Populus euphratica (Euphrates poplar) is the source of this 1317-nucleotide messenger RNA. RefSeq names its product polygalacturonase QRT3-like. Gene Ontology annotation, molecular function: polygalacturonase activity. The record is from RefSeq and is a predicted model, not a curated record. NCBI's taxonomy places the organism in Eukaryota, Viridiplantae, Streptophyta, Magnoliopsida, Malpighiales, Salicaceae. The coding region runs from base 1 to 1317 and encodes 438 amino acids. The transcript has 3 exons.
AUGGAAGGCUAUCAGCCUGUCAAUGCCACCUUGUCAUUUCCUAAGGCAUCCACCACCAAAAAAAAUAUAGGGAGAGUAUUCUAUCCAAUUGGGUAUGGAGCAGAUCCAACUGGCGCACAAGAGAGUCGUGAUGCCAUAAUGGAUGCUUUAUCCGACGCUUUUCGAGUGCAAAAUGGGCUAGAAUUGCUGCCUGAUGUCCAUGACUUGGGUGGUGUUGUAAUUGACUUGCAAGGUGGAAACUACAAGAUCAACAAACCCAUAAGGUUUCCUUCUGGUGGAGGCAACAUUGUGGUGAAAAAAGGGACAUUGCGAGCAUCGGAAACCUUUCCUGGUGAUAGGCAUCUUAUUGAACUAUGGUCACCAAAGUCUAGGAUGCAUAACAAAAAGGUUUAUUAUGAAGACAUCACCUUCAGGGAUAUUCUCUUUGAUUCAAACUAUAGAGGUGGAGGGAUUUUCACCAUGAAUUCAGUCAGAACUCGCAUUAAUAAUUGCUUCUUUAUACACUUCACAACACAAGGGAUUUUGGUCAAAGAAGGCCACGAGACCUUCAUAUCAAGCUCCUUCCUUGGACAGCAUCCAACAAUUGGCGGGGAUAAAAAUGAGAAUAAAUUUUCAGGCACUGCCAUUGAUCUUGAAAGUAAUGAUAAUUCAAUCACUGAUGUUGUAGUUUUCUCAGCAGCCAUUGGUGUUCUAUUAAGAGGAGAGGCAAAUAUUCUGACAGGGGUGCAUUGUUACAACAAGGCGAAUGUUUUUGGUGGCAUAGGAAUUAAAGUAAAACCGACUGCAUUUUUAACUAGGAUAAACAAUUGUUACUUAGAUUUCACCAACAUUGUCAUGGAAGACCCAGUUCAAGUUCAAGUCACAAAUGGGCUGUUCAUUGGAGAUGCCUAUAUAGUUUUACAGUCAAUCAAUGGCAAAAUCUCUGGAUUAAACGUUGUGGACAACAUGUUUAAAGGGGAAGGCAGAAAUUUGAACCCAAUAGUGGAAUUAGAUGGCAAUUUCACUAGAAUUGAUCAAGUGGUGAUUGAACGUAACAAUGUGAGGAGCAUGAGCUUGAAAUCAACAGUGGGGAAGCUAACCGUGGCCGGAAAUGGAACGAAGUGGGUGGCAGAUUUUUCGUCGGUGUUGAUAUUCCCUAACAAAAUUACUAAUUUCCAGUAUUCGUUCUAUGUUGAAGGUGUACCGACUGGGAGUGUAGUGCAUGCAGUGACCAAUGUAUCGAAUAACAUGGUGGUCGUGGAGAGCAACAAGGUCGUCAACGCAGUUGUUUCUGUGGUGGUUGAUCAGAGUAGCAUGGCUGAAGAGAUCAUCUACUAG